AUGCGUUUCUCUGCUGUCACGAUCUUCACGGCUGUAGCCAGCCUCGUGGCUACUGCCAAUGCCUACUGGAUGGGAGAUAUUGCCCACCAAGGUGUUGCUCCUUUUGCCGGGUCAGGGUAUCGUGUUUUUCGCAAUGUCAAGGACUACGGUGCCAAAGGUGAUGGUGUCACCGAUGAUACCGCCGCCAUCAAUGCGGCUAUCAAUGAUGGGAACCGAUGUGGAAAGGGCUGCGCUUCGUCCACCACCACUCCAGCUGUCGUCUACCUCCCGGCCGGGACAUAUGUGAUCUCGUCUUCCAUCCUGCCCGCCUACUUCACCCAGAUCAUCGGCGAUGCAAACAACCCUCCCACCUUGAAGGCCACAGCUGGCUUCUCAGGGUUCGGCCUCAUCGACGGAAACCCAUACUACACAUCUGAUUUGAACUGGAUCUCGACCAAUGUCUUCUAUCGACAAGUCCGGAACCUGAUCUUGGACACGACCAACAUUGCGCCCGCUACUGCAGCUACGGGCAUGCAUUGGCCGACAUCCCAAGCCACCAGUCUGCAGAACAUCGUGUUCAACAUGCCAACUUCCUCGGACGUUGUUCACGUCGGCUUGUUCAUUGAAAGUGGUGGAAGUGGUGGCUUUUUGUCUGACCUGACCUUCAUCGGAGGUGCCACGGGUGCCUCCAUGGGCAACCAGCAAUACACGAUGAGAAACCUGACGUUCAGAAACUGCAAGACCGCCAUCAUCCAACUAUGGGACUGGGGCUGGACAUACAUGGGCCUCAGCAUUACGGACUGCGGCGUCGGCAUCGACAUCUCGGCCGGCGGAUCCUCGGACCAGAAGACCGGCUCACUGACUCUGAUCGACAGCACCCUCACCAACGUCCCCGUCGGCGUGCUCACGGCCUGGACCCCGUCUGCCAGCCCGGCUACCGCAGGAAGCGUCAUCCUCGAGAACCUGUCCCUCAACAACGUGCCCGUCAUGGUCAAGGGCCCCAGCGGAACGGCUCUCGCGGGCAGCUCCGGCAGCACGACCAUCAACGCCUGGGGCGAAGGGCACCAGUACAUCCCCAGCGGGCCCCAGACCUUCCAGGGCAACAUCGCCGGCAACUCGAGGCCGGCCGCGCUGCUCAGCGGGAACAGGUACUACACGCGGUCCAAGCCGCAGUACGAAUCGCUCCCGGCCUCCUCCUUCGUGAGCGCCCGCUCGUCCGGCGCCCGCGGCGACGGCAGCACGGACGACACCGCCGCCCUGCAGUCCGCCAUCAACGCGGCCGCCUCGGCCGGCCAGGUGCUCUACCUCGACUACGGCAUCUACCGGGUGACAUCGACCAUCACGGUCCCGCCGGGGGCCAGGAUCGUCGGCGAGACGUACCCGGUCAUCAUGUCGAGCGGCGGCGCCUUCGCCGACAUGAACAGCCCGCGGGCCGUCGUCCGCGUCGGCAGCUCCUCGGGCCAGGCGGGCUACGUCGAGCUGUCGGACUUUGUCGUCGGCACGCAGGGCGCGCAGGCCGGCGCCACGCUCAUCGAGUGGAACCUGGCUACGACGGGCGGCGCGCCGAGCGGCAUGUGGGAUGUGCACACGCGGGUCGGCGGGUUCCGGGGCAGCGACCUGCAGGUGGCGCAGUGCCUCAAGCAGCCGGGCAGCAGCGCCGUCAACGGCAACUGCAUCGGCGCGUACAUGCUCAUGCACGUCACCGGCGCGGCGACGGGCCUGUACAUGGAGAACAACUGGCUGUGGACGGCGGACCACGACAUGGAGGACCAGUCCAACACGCAGAUCACCAUCUUCUCGGGCCGCGGGCUGUAUAUCGAGUCCACGGUCGGCACCUUCUGGCUGGUGGGUACGGCGGCGGAGCAUAAUGUGCUCUACCAGUACCAGUUCUCCGGCACCAAGAACAUUUUUGCUUCCCAGCUGCAGACUGAGACGCCAUACUACCAACCCAGCCCCUUGGCCACAACCCCGUUCCCCGUCAACUCUGCCUUGAACGACCCCGACUUCAGCGCCUCUUGUGCUGGUGUCUCGGGCACCUGCGCCAUGGCUUGGGGUCUGCGGAUCAUCAACUCGCAGAACAUCCUUGCGUACGGUGCAGGACAUUACUCAUUCUUUAACAACUAUAGUACGAACUGCUCUACGGUGAAAGCUGGCGAGAACUGCCAAGCUCGCAUCAUCUCCCUCGAGGGCUCUCUGAGCAAUGUCAACAUCUACAACCUCAACACGAUCGGCUCCCUGAGCAUGAUCAACAGGGACGGAAGGCAGCUUGCCUACUGGCAGGACAACAUCAACGUCUACCCGGACACCAUUGCGCUGUUCCUCAGCGGAUAA
This is a messenger RNA of Thyridium curvatum, 2310 nucleotides long. RefSeq lists its product as uncharacterized. Bases 1 to 2310 code for a protein of 769 amino acids. The record is from RefSeq and is a predicted model, not a curated record. Gene Ontology annotation, molecular function: polygalacturonase activity. The transcript is spliced from 9 exons. Lineage: Eukaryota; Fungi; Ascomycota; Sordariomycetes; Thyridiales; Thyridiaceae.